AUGGCCCUGAUCAAUCCUCGACACAAUGCUAACUCUCAUCUUCGAGCUCAAACAGUCCACCUUGGUGAUGUCCUACGAGAACUUCGUGCGAUUCAGCAGGGAGCUACAGCCACUCACCUCCCAAUUGAAGCAGAACCCAACGUCCCCCGAGGUCCCCUAAGAGAUCACCAUGGCACUUGGGCAGCCUCCGACAGCAAAUGUACCGGCGCUAUGAACUACUGCGAGCAUCGGUGA
Molecule: messenger RNA, 234 nt
Organism: Penicillium robsamsonii
Lineage: Eukaryota; Fungi; Ascomycota; Eurotiomycetes; Eurotiales; Aspergillaceae
Exons: 1
Coding region: 1-234 (77 amino acids)
Source: RefSeq, a predicted model, not a curated record